GUUCAGUAAUGCAAUUCCAAAACAAGUAACAUUAGCAGGACAGGAGAAGCUUUAAAGCUGGAUAUUUGAAGAAGGCCGCUUAUUUCAGAAAUUAAAAUUAUGUUGAUUUGAAUAAACAACGUACCAACAAUAAGUCUGUGCAAUUGGAGAUACUGUACAUUGGUAUUGAUAUCUUUAUCUUCGUACAUUACGUAGGAAACGCUGAAGAAGAUGGAAGUUGAAUGUCUAUCUUUGAGAGAUCUCAUAAGCCCAAAGAAGAGCAAAGCAGACAUAGAGGAUGUUGGAGGCAGAAAUGAUCAGAAGGAGAACAGAUGUGUGGAGCGAAGAAGAACCACCCCUCACAAGAUGGACACCACGGCCACCAUGCUGCUGUAUGGCAGUAAGGCUCCCACCCCGGAACACCUCCACGGCACCCCUGUUAAGCCUUCUGAGCGGGGGGCACCCCCCCACGCGGACCCCUGGACCCCCACGGCCAACCUCAGGAUGCUCAUCAGUGCUGCCAGCCCUGACAUCCGCGACAGAGAGAUGAAGAAGGUGCUGUUUAGGCCCAUUGAGAAUGAGAGAGCAUUGGAGGAUGUCGAGGUGGAUGGCACGUGCCAGUUUGAUGUGGUGGACGAGGAGGAGGAAGAGGGAGGGGAGACAAAGCCCAGCAGGAAGCAGAAGAGCCUGGGUCUGCUGUGCCAGAAGUUCCUGGCCCUGUAUCCGGACUAUCCAACCUCUGACACCAUCAGCAUCUCAUUGGACGAGGUGUCUACCAGCCUGGGAGUGGAGCGGCGGCGGAUCUACGACAUCGUAAACGUCCUGGAGUCUCUGAUGAUCGUGGGGCGCGUGGCUAAGAACCAAUACGUGUGGUACGGGCGCCGGCAUCUGGGGUCCACCCUGGCCGAGCUGCAGGGGAUGGGCAGGCAGCAGCGCUACCACCUGCACAUGGAGCAGGCCGGGGAGGGCGGUCACAGAGAGGGAGCCACCACACACACCCCAGAGGAGGGAGGUGAAGCAGACUCCAGCUGUGCGGCCGCCAGCACGAGGAAAGACAAGUCCCUACGCAUCAUGAGUCAGAAGUUUGUCAUGCUCUUCCUGGUGUCCAGGACCCAGACGGUCACUCUGGACGUGGCCGCCAAGAUCCUCAUCGAGGAAAGCCAGGACCCCGCCAGCCACAGCAAGUACAAAACUAAGGUGCGGCGGCUUUAUGACAUCGCCAACGUCCUGACGAGUCUGGGAUUGAUCAAGAAGGUCCACGUCCGGGAGGAGAGGGGGAGGAAGCCUGCCUUCAAAUGGAUCGGCCCGGCAGACUUCCACCCCAGCCAUGAGGACUCGGAGGCUGUGGAGGCCAUUGCUCUUCCAGGCGGCAGGAAACAGAAGCUGGCACGCCACGCCUCCUUCAGCGUGGUGCCCACCUCCGUGGCCAGCCAACGCCUCGUCAACUCGGCCCCC
This is a messenger RNA of Coregonus clupeaformis (lake whitefish), 1434 nucleotides long. RefSeq names its product transcription factor E2F7-like. NCBI's taxonomy places the organism in Eukaryota, Metazoa, Chordata, Actinopteri, Salmoniformes, Salmonidae. Gene Ontology annotation, biological process: regulation of transcription by RNA polymerase II. Gene Ontology annotation, cellular component: RNA polymerase II transcription regulator complex. The record is from RefSeq and is a predicted model, not a curated record. Gene Ontology annotation, molecular function: RNA polymerase II cis-regulatory region sequence-specific DNA binding; DNA-binding transcription factor activity, RNA polymerase II-specific. The transcript has 8 exons. The annotation marks the transcript as partial.